Messenger RNA from Parnassius mnemosyne (clouded apollo), 1050 nucleotides. NCBI's taxonomy places the organism in Eukaryota, Metazoa, Arthropoda, Insecta, Lepidoptera, Papilionidae. The record is from the annotation of a GenBank genome assembly.
AUGCGACAUAAUCGAUGCUCAAAAAUAAUUUCGAUGGUGCGAUCAACCAGUUCUUCCCAGGAGUCAAACCUGAAUACUAAUUAUUAUGAGCUGCCUUUAUCUACUACGAACGAAAAUAACUCUUUGAAUGAUGCGGAUCUUCAUAUCAGCUCAGACAUCAUCCUGGAUUUUGAUUCAGAUGAUUCAGUUUUUGAUAAAAAUUAUUUACCCUCAAGUUUAGAUCCGUCAAAAUGUUCAGAAGAUUCAGAUUCAUCUACAAAUACCAUCCCCCAAUCACCGUCAAUUAACGUCACUGUUCCUGAGUCACCUGAAGUCUCAAGCGACGAAGAUACGCCACAAAAUUUCACAAAAAAGGGGACUAUCAGAAAACGUAAGAAGUAUGUUGAAUCACCGGCGCAGAGAAAACAAAUUAAAAAACUGAAAGAUAUGGAAUCUAAAUAUAUACUUAAGCCAGGGUGUAAUGAUGGAUGUAAAAAAAAAUGUCAUACCCAGUUUACAGAAGAAGCACGACAAAAUCUAAUCCAUCACUUUAGAAACAUGUCUUGGAAAGAGCAACAGUAUUUCAUAAUAAAUAACACAUCCAAAGAAGAUCAUAAGAGAAAAACCGUUAAAGAAAACAGAAAACUGCCAAGAAACAUUUCUUAUGACUUCUACAGAAAAGUUGUGAAGAAGUUAAAUAUAUGUUUUACAAAACUUGGACAUGAAGAGUGUGAGGCGUGUGAAAAGUUUUUUAUCCACAAUCCGGAAUACAAGGAGAAAAGACACAGAAAUUGUCAAGAAUGCCGAGAUUACGAACGACACCGGGAAAAAUAUACAUCAGCCAGGGAAGCAUACAAAAAAGAUGUAGAAAAACAAAAUAACGCAAACAUCACCUCAGAUACCACCUAUUUUGCAGCUGAUUUAGAGAAAAUAAUUAUGCUUCCACGCAUUGAAGAAUUUAAAAUUGUAAUGUUUUUCCCAAGAGUAAUCGCAUUCAAUGAAAGUUUUGUGCCAAUAGGUGACAAAAAAAAACAAUGCUACUUUGCAAACCUAUGCUGCGAUAUGGCAUGA